AUGAAAACAGUAGCGACAGCAGCUGCCGUGGCGCUGCUGGUGGCGCUGGCGUCGUCGCCAACGGACGCGCAGAGGCUGCCGGGAGAGAGUUUGCCUCGCUCCUACAAGGUCACGUUCGCGCCUAACCUCAACGAGGGGGAACAACCGUUCAGAUUUUACGGCUCUACCUUCAUAGAGGUGGAAGUUGUGCGCGACACGCCCACACUCACGAUGCACGCAGACGUCGACAUAGUGACUGUGUCCGUCAUGUUGACCAAUGGUACCCUCAUCGGCGCCAGUCACGAACCGCUGCAGGACGGCAGCAACUUCCUCGUCAUCACCCUCCAAGAGCAGGUUUUUGCCGGUGACCGAUUGACUGUGGCCCUCGAAUUCGUUGGUGAUGUUCGUGAGCGGUACAACGGCUUCUACCGCAGCUCGUACGAGCAAGAUGGAGAGACCAGGUGGCUGGGAGUGACGCAGUUCGAGCGGAGGGGGGCGCGAAAGGCCAUGCCAUGUUACGACGAGCCGGCCAUCAAGGCAACCUGGGAGUUUACCUUCCGCCCACAGCAAGGUUACAACGUGCUUUUCAACACUCCACUGAUCAGCGCCACUGACGACGAAGAUGGAAGGCGCACCCUGACCUUCGAGCAGACGCCGGUGAUGAGCGCCUUCCUGCUAGCUUGGGUCGUGUCCGACUUCGUAGGCGUGCAGUCGCCGCUGGAGUCCAACACGACUGUCUGGACGAGCAGGGACACGGCGGCACAGGCAGAAUACGCCAGUGUGAUGGGGCCACGCACCGUCCGCUCCAUGGAGCAGCUAGUGCGUGUUCCGUACAACCACGGCAACCUCACCAAGAUGGACCACGUCGCUGUGCCGGACACAUUCGUUGCCGCCAUGGAGAACUGGGGGCUGAUCACUUACAAUCAGCAGUUCCUGCUGGCCCUGGACAACUACACCUCGGAGGCGACUAAGGAACGGGUGCUGACCUCCAUCCAGCACGAGGUGGCUCAUCAGUGGUUCGGUGACCUGGUCAGCCCCAACUGGUGGUCCGUGCUUUGGCUUAGUGAAGGUUUAGCCACGUUCUUCGAAAGCUUUGCUUCUGCACUCUUGGAGCCCACGUGGCGAAUCGAUGAAGCGUUCGUGGUUUCAACCUUGCUUAGGCAAGCGAUUGCCUACGAUGAAGAUCCUUCUGCAGCACCCAUCACCAGCGAGGAUGCUGGCAUCAACAUCUAUUAUAAAGACACAAAUACGGACCUUACGUGCAUAAACGACACUACUGCUCACAGCCAGUUCAGCAACGCCACGGAUGACAUCCUAUUUGCGGCGAUGGACGCGGUGGCGUCCUCGUCGGACCUGCCUUCCGACGCGACUGUGUCAUCAGUGAUGCUGCCGUGGGCGCGGCAGGCCGGCUUCCCCCUCAUCACCGUCACCAGGAACUACUCGGACGGCUCCGCUGUCGUCACGCAGACAAACACAAUAAACAUCACUGGUGUACAGUAG
This is a messenger RNA of Schistocerca americana (American grasshopper), 1479 nucleotides long. RefSeq names its product aminopeptidase N-like. Gene Ontology annotation, biological process: proteolysis; peptide catabolic process. Gene Ontology annotation, cellular component: cytoplasm. The record is from RefSeq and is a predicted model, not a curated record. Gene Ontology annotation, molecular function: metalloaminopeptidase activity; zinc ion binding; peptide binding. The coding region runs from base 1 to 1479 and encodes 492 amino acids. The transcript has 10 exons. NCBI's taxonomy places the organism in Eukaryota, Metazoa, Arthropoda, Insecta, Orthoptera, Acrididae.